AAACAGGAAGUUGUUGUAGUCGCUCUACCAUGGCGACGAGGACGCCACAAGCGAAUAUUUGCAGAGCAACUUUUAUCAUUUUACUUCAACUAAGUGCUUAUUCUGGUCAGCUAUUCACAAUAUCCUUCCAAGGGCCAUCAGACUGUGGGAAAGAGAGCGUUUUUGACAUCUCAAGUUUAUCCUGCAUUAAGUGCGGACCAAAUCAAGUUCCUAGUAAAUCUGGUCUGAGCUGUGAGUGCCAGGUUGGGUAUCGUGUGCUUGUCAGCAAUGGCGCUUCGGUUGCCUGUCAACGAUGUCCCGAAUCAAAACCGGUGGUGACACAAGAUGGCUAUGGCUGUAUUCGUUGUCCUGAACCUGGUGCCAUUGGAGAAGAUGGCACCUGCAUCUGUCCUGCUAACCACAUCCUGGUGGAGAGAGACCACAGGGGAAACAUUCAAGAAGAGGCCACCUGUGAGCUCUGCAUCAACUCCGAUCCUGCCUUAUCGGCCCCAGAUUCCACAGGAAGCAGGUGUGUGAGAUGCCAUGACUCAUUCAUUAACACAUCCCUGUCCUGCCUGUGUGGAGGCUCCAACAUCCUGGCUGGAGGGCUGUGUCUUCCCCCAAAUAGCCUCCCUACCACUGUGGUUGCCAGUGUCAACUUUGCUCAACUGGCUCUUCCUGUUCAGUCUGUGUGGUUCUCCAGUUUUCUCUACUCCUCAGCAGCAGCUUGUUUGUUGUUCUCUAACAGGAGCUCGUGUCAGGUGCUGGGGAACAUGUGUGUGAUGAACAUGUACUCCUCCAGCAGCGUGACCAAUGAUGCAUGUGGGCUCUACAACACUAUAUUCAGAACCACGGCGGCUCAAGGACACUCCCAGGACAUCACACAUUGGAGAAUGAACAUGCCCUGGCUGUAUUAUGGCGAUCAGCCUGGUUUGGCAUCACGUGUGUUACGAGCUGAACCACUCCCUAUUGGCUAUAGUUUCAGAGGACCUAAUCAGAACACACAGAUUGAGCUCAUUGCUGCUGUCUACAAUGCUGGAGGACUUUUCUUACGAUGGGAAAACCUUACAAGAGGAGCUCUACAGCUCUGCCCUGACACAGUCAUCAGGCAACAAGCUGCUUACACCUUUGGGACCGCUUACAAGCAAAGUUGUGUGCUGCCUAUUACGGAGAUGCUGGCCCGUUUCCCUGAGCCCUUGUUCUAUGACGUCUUCCUGGUGCUGAGGUCCUCUCAGGGAGAAAGGCGUCUUGUGGCCCUGCCUGUUCUAAACCUCAACCUACAGUUCAAUGGACAGUUUAUCAAUCAAGGCUCCAACAUAAAUAACUGGUACCUGACGCGCAGGCUGAUGAUCGUGGACACACUGAGUGGGCGAGAGAAGAGUUUGAGUGCCACCCCCAGAGUCCUGCGCGUGGCCACAGACAUCAGGAUCGGGUUCCAGCUGGUGCCACUGACGCAACGGGGGGAGGUGUAUCCCCCUCUCAUCACGGUCUCCUACACAGACGUCCUCGUCACAGAGCCACUCACACAGACCGUCUCUGUGGCCUUCUCCAUGGAAUAUGAGAUGGAUCAAAAUGAGGCCCAAGUGAAGACUGAUAUUGCUCUAGGUGUUUUAGGUGGUGUAGCUGUGAUUUAUGCCCUGGUGAAGACCGCAAGCUGGAAGAGAAGAAUCAUGUCUCAGAUAAUUGAUCUGGAGACCAUUCUGAAGUUUCUGGUGUUCUACGCUGGAGAUUUGGCCAAUGUCUUCUUUGUUAUCACCGUGGGAACUGGCCUGUACUGGCUCAUUUUCUACAAGGCUCAGCAGUUUGUGUCUGUGCUGCUGCCGUUGCCUCAGCAGGAGGAGAGUUUUGUGACAUACGUGGGCUGUGCCUUUGGUUUCAAGGCAGUGCAGUUCCUCCAUAAGCUUGUGCAGCAGCUCACGGUGGAUAUCUUCUUCAUAGACUGGGAGAGGCCACGCAGCAAAUCACUCAAACUAGUGGAGGGAGGCGGUGAGGGGAGGAGCGUGGCGGCGCCGGUCAGCAUCUGGAGGACCUACUUUGUGGCCAACGAGUGGAACGAGAUCCAGACGCUGCGUAAGAUCAGCCCCACGUUCCAGGUGCUGAGCGUGCUCUUCCUGCUGGAGGUGAUGGGCUUGUCCAGCCUGGCCCUCAGGGAGCCGUCGCCGACGCUGCACCGGCCGCCACACGCCUACGCCCCCGCACACAGCCAGGUGCUCCGCUUCGGCCUGGCCUCCUGCCUCUGGCUCCUGGUGGGGCUGCUCCAGGUGGUGUUCUUCACUGUUUUUCACGAGCGCUUUGUUGAGGAUAAGAUUCGUCAGUUUGUGGAUCUCUGCUCCAUUAGCAACAUCUCUGUCGUGGUGCUGCCCCACCGUUGCUUUGGUUACUACAUCCACGGUCGCUCUGUCCACGGCCACGCUGAUACCAACAUGGAGGAGAUGAACGCUAACCUGAAGAGAGAGGCGGAUAAUCUGUGUGGCCAGAGGGGCCUGCUGCCAAACUCAGACACUCAGACCUUCCAGAUCGCCAUCACUGACCGCCUACGUAAUCAGUAUGACCGCAUCCUGGACCCUCUCAGCCGAAGAAAUGGCCCCUCAAGGCUGUUGGAUGCCUCUUCCAAUCCAUUUGAGCAGAGCACGAAGGUGUACCACACCAUGAACCGCUUCCUCAGCUCCAUCAUCGAGCAUGCACACCGGGAGAUGGAUUACAUCGUCCGGGACAAGCUCCUGUUUGAGAGGGUCAUCGGGAUGGAGUUCAUGGAACCAAACGAGAAGAGCAUUUUUUACAAUGAUGAGUCUCACUCGUUCAGCGAUGUGCUGUUCUAUGGGAAUGAAGCGACUCUUCUUAUUUUUGACACACUCUUCUUCUGUGUGGUGGACCUGGGCAGCCAGAACUUCAUCCUCGCUGCUGCACUCACCUACCUACAGCAGAUGGUAUUUCGUCUCAUCCGUGAUGUACUUGGCAGGAGGAAUUUGGCUGUGAAAACUUUGGUGGACAAGCGGUUCCUCAUCUGAUGUUUCUCAAACUCCAUCCUGGUACCAUAAUGCCUUACAGCAGUAUGCUAUGAUUCUGUUCCAGAAUCUCAACUAGAAAGCAAAUGCUAGCAAAAGCUAUGCGCUAACUCUACACUUACUGAGAGUUGGAAGGUGGCCAGGUUAGUGUGCCUCAAGCCUGGCGUCCAGCAGGUGUAGGGGAUGUCCAAGCUGAGGCCACCCCUUCUCUGCAUCGAUGGUGGAGGCCAAUCGCAGCGUUAAGGGCUGGUUCCACCUGACCGGCCAGCCUGGCUUUGUAUUUACAUUCCCCACCAUGGUGCCAGGUCACUGGGCAGCUCUGUUACAAAGCCACCAUCCCACCAGUCCACCAGUGUUGUUGUUUGUCUUCUUUUGAAAUUACAUGCUUGUUUGUUGUGUUUUAUGAACUGUGCUCUUUUAAUGUAUUUGCUAUUGUAGAGUUGUGUACAUGUUUACACGUUAAGGAAUAAAAGAGAUGUUUUUUUAUUACUAAA
This is a messenger RNA of Alosa sapidissima (American shad), 3478 nucleotides long. RefSeq names its product transmembrane protein 67 (gene tmem67). NCBI's taxonomy places the organism in Eukaryota, Metazoa, Chordata, Actinopteri, Clupeiformes, Clupeidae. Gene Ontology annotation, cellular component: ciliary transition zone; MKS complex. Gene Ontology annotation, biological process: cilium assembly. The record is from RefSeq and is a predicted model, not a curated record. The transcript has 27 exons. Bases 30 to 2987 code for a protein of 985 amino acids.